CGGGAGAUGCUCUGAAAAUAAAACGCUUGCAGCGCGAGAUGUCCCCAGAAUUAACUAGUUGUUAUUCGGUGUCGGUUGCAAACACCAUCUACAAUCAAAUCUAGUUUUGAAUAAUAAUAAGCCACAAAAUAAUUAAACAGGUAAAUACCCAAUCCUUCAUUUUCCUUAAUUUUAAAAUGAUUCUGUCUUGUGAAUUUAUUUUCCAUGAAUAAAUACGGUUUCAGUUUUUGUGCGGUUCAUGUUUUAUGAGUCACGUUGCUCAUUUACACAGUUUUAACGCGAUGAUGUUUUUUGAAAACAACGCUUAGAAAUUGCCACCAAACUAACCCGUUAAAACGUAAAUGUUACUUUAAAUGUUUAUAAAUGUUUUUGGGGAUAUAAUUUUUGAAGCAAUUUGUCCGAAAAAUUGACAUAGGCUAACUUACAAGAUUUGUUUCAUGAGUAGGCCAUCUUGUUUUCACUCUUAUUCAACAAGGCGAUCGUGUUAACGCUAUUUUUAAACUCGAACCGAGAUUACAUAUGUAUUUUCUUGUCUUUUUCUUAUAUCGUCCGGCAUAGACAUGGACGAAAGGGUCGUCAUCGCUGAUAACGGAAAGGAACGAUCGAGGCGACCUGUUAGAAAUAAGAAAUACAACAGUUUAAGACGAAACCAAAAAAAAACGGAUUUCAGGAGAAAUUUUGGGGAAGAACGGCGACCACCUAAACGACUUUUUACACCGGAAAUUAAAAGGUUCCUCAAAGGAUGGUUGGUGAGGAGACGAGAUAAUCCUUAUCCGAAUCGGGAUGAAAAAAAAGCUUUGGCUCUCCAAACAGGAUUAACUUAUAUUCAAGUAUGUAAUUGGUUUGCAAAUUGGCGAAGAAAAUUAAAAAAUGCGGGAAAAGAACCACAAAGAAAAACUUGGGGUUACUUAAUUAAAACCUACAACAGUCAAGUUCAAGGAAACGUAGAACAUUUUAGUAUUUGUUCCGAUGAUAGCAUCUGGGAAGAUGAUAGCGUUCAACAUCAUUCCGUUGAAAUAGAUGCUGAACAGUACGAAGAUUUCGUUCGGCAAAAUUCGUUCGCACGGGAAAACGACGAAUUUCUCGAUAAAAAUCUUUUGGAUCAUUGUUAUACGAUAGAAGGUGAGAAUAAUAACAUUCAAGCUCAAUGCUAUUAUAUCAGUUCAACCACGGAAAACGAUAUUCAAGAAGUUCCUCAGCAAGCAAAUAAAUAUAAAAGUCAUAUUAUGGAGAAAUAUUUAAGAGAUUGCCAAAAGGUUGAAAAUACGUCUUCAAAUAAUAAUAAUUAUGAGGAUGAAAUCGCUAAACCCUCUAUUAUAUCGAAAUGGAGGGAAAGUGCAGCUAAUUUUAGACCGAGUGAAAAAAAUUAUUUGCAUUGGACGUUGACGAAAACGCAGAAAAAGAAGAAAAUUAAGAAUAAUUAUGAUGGGGGGAAUUAUCAACAACAUGGGAGAGAAGAAUUAGAUGCAGCUGAGACUUUAACUAGAUUAGCAAACGCUUAUAACGCAAAUUUUGCCAUUAACGUCUAAAAUAAAGUCUUUGGCAUUUAUUUAGUCUAAAGUACAAGAAUUUUCGUGUGCUUAUAUUUUAAAAAUAAUUACAAUUGCGAAUAUUCAAUUUGAACCAUUAAAUCUCAUUAUUUAUUCACUUAAAUUUUACAUUAACAUAUAAAAUAUGUUUUAAGGUUAAAUUGCAUUAAUGGUUUAAAUGUUGUUUGCAACUGUACUUUUUUGUUAUUACCCCCAACGUUCCAAUUACUGUCAAAAUCCAUUGAGAUUAGACGAGAGUUUUUUGAAAUGCUCAAUUUUAUUUCAAUUUGUACUGUGAUUUGUAUUGUUUUUCUGAUUAUGUUUGAUUAAAAAUUGUUAUUAAUACAAAAAUUCAAAGUUAAUAAAAAGAGUAAUACAAUACAAA
Onthophagus taurus is the source of this 1914-nucleotide messenger RNA. The record is from RefSeq and is a predicted model, not a curated record. Lineage: Eukaryota; Metazoa; Arthropoda; Insecta; Coleoptera; Scarabaeidae.